This is a messenger RNA of Leptosia nina, 687 nucleotides long. The record is from the annotation of a GenBank genome assembly. NCBI's taxonomy places the organism in Eukaryota, Metazoa, Arthropoda, Insecta, Lepidoptera, Pieridae.
AUGUUAAUUGUGGGGCUUACAGGAGGAUUGGCUACUGGAAAGAGCACAGUUCUAAAGAUAUUUCGUGAACAUGGUAUUAAAGUUAUUGAUGCCGAUCAAAUUGCGAGGAAGGUGUUGCUGCCAGGAACCAAGGGAUGGAAUCAGGUGAUAGAAAACUUUGGCGAAGAAGUGCUAGAUGAAUGUGGUUCAAUAAAUAGAAGAAAGUUAGGGGAAAUAGUAUUUGAAAAUAAAGAAAAGCGAAAGAAACUGAAUGCUAUCACACACCCUAAAAUUCAAUGGGAAAUGAUGAUACUGGUAGCCAAAUAUUUCUUCUCGGGACAUGAUUGCAUUGUCCUAGAGUUACCACUGCUGUUUGAGACGGGAAAGAUGAUGUUAUUCAUGCACAAAAUCAUCACAGUUGUUUGCAAAGAUAAACAACAGUUAGAAAGACUAUGCAACAGAGAUGAGUUAGGGGAGUCAAGUGCUUUAACACGAAUUAGGUGUCAAAUGCCUCUUGAAAUAAAAGUGGCAAAUUCAGAUUUUGUGAUCGACAACUCCAAUGAUAUAGAAGUAACAUCUCACCAGACUAUGAUCAUAAUGAAACAACUUAAGAGCUCUAAAUAUAUAUGGAUCAUGAGAGCAAAAAUACUCCUUCUUAUAUUUUUCUUCAUCUUGAUAAUCAAUUUAAUAAUUGCGUUACUGUAUUGA